Messenger RNA from Aethina tumida (small hive beetle), 1289 nucleotides. RefSeq lists its product as uncharacterized. Lineage: Eukaryota; Metazoa; Arthropoda; Insecta; Coleoptera; Nitidulidae. Bases 105 to 1190 code for a protein of 361 amino acids. The transcript has 5 exons. The record is from RefSeq and is a predicted model, not a curated record.
GCUUUGUACCAACUGCCGUUACGGUUCACGUGUACUCACGCGUCUGCCGGUUUUAAACGUUUGUGCAUGUUUUUGAUGUGUUUAUUUGAUGUGUUAAAUUAAAAAUGGAUAUAAGGGCGCAAAUUACCAAUAUCCAGGAGGGACUGAUGAAGGAUUUCGAAAUAUCCAGGCAAGUGAUUUAUGACCUGAUUGCCAACGAUUGUCUCAAUAAAAUAGAUAUUCCCUCUCACAAGCACCUUUCGUACUUGCUCCAGCACAUGGGUGCUCUGAAGGACUGCUUCCAGCUGAGAGACUACGGCGAACUGGCCCGCCACCGCAGCAACUUCGUCGACAUGUACUACCUGCUGCAGAAAAAGGUCCAGGAGAUCGAGCACAAGAUCGAACUGUGCAAGAAACGCUUCACCAGCACGCUGCACGGCCUGUUCUACCUGCAGGACUUCAGCUUCGUGUUCUCCGUCAUGUUGCUGGUGAACAUCUGGCGCCUCGGGUGGCUCUACAUGUGCGUGCGUCUGGACGUCAUCAUGCGCUGCACCGAGCAGUUCAACUUCAACGCGGACAAGGAGAGCCAGCUGGAGACGUUGUUCCUGUGCCUGCAGACGGACGACCUGAAGCUGCUGGUGCAGCGGGACGGCUACUCCAUCCUGCCGAUGCAGGACUCGAUCGUGCUCUCGAUUUCGGAGCAGAUGAUGGAGGGGGCCAAGGAGCACUUGCAGCUGCUGCGCCAGCACAUGCCCACCAAUAUGGUGGAAUCGAUGGCCACCUCCAACAUCUUCGAUAAUUUGAUGCACCUGAACAGGCAGCGCAGCCGGAUGAUGUACACGAUGAACUUCCUCAACCACAUGAGCACCAUGAUCGGGAUGAGGCAGUGCAGGCAUCGGGACACGCCGCAGGAGUAUGCGGCUCCUCCCUCAGUCAACCACGGUUUCAUACAAGGCAACGCACCCGUGGACGGAGAGGAGGUGUUUUUGGGUGGGUAUGCUAAGUUGUCAUUUGCUGCUGGCAUGGAUGCUUCCAAACGGGGAUAUCCUGAAACUGUCAGAUGGCUGCGUAAAGUUCCAGUCCAGGCUAUUUUGGAGGCUUCUUCCAAUGCGACGAAGGCUGCUGAGAGAGUGACCAAAGAUUUACCGAGACAUUGGAAGUUUUCUGUCAAAUGUGAAGAAAAAGUCCAUCAUGUGGUAUACCGAAAAUAAAAUGGUGUAUGUUUUUUAAGUUUUUUAUUAUAGGAUACUUGUUUCUUUUUAAGAGAUCUUUAUUGUUUUAUUACAUUGCAAUCAAUGUAUUUUUUAUCA